AUGACGGCUGACGAGGAAUUCGAGAAGUUUGUUCGUGACUUUCAGGAGUCCGAAGAGAGAAACGCAAAGAUCUUGGAGCAGUACUAUGCAGGAGGAUUGAACUAUCAUUACUACCCUUUUGAAGCUUCCGGGCAUUAUGCUGCCGCAGCCUAUCAGCCAUACUACACUUCUUCCGCUACGUACCCAUAUGGCAGUUACUGGUACCCGCUGCAACCGGCUUGGCAUUAUCCCCAACCUCAUUAUGCCAUGUUUCCACCGGCUCCUGCGGGCGAGGACAUGGUCGGGAAAGGAAUUGCGGCUGCCCAAAAGGCGAUUUCGUCUCUGAGAAUCAAUGCCGAUGGAGGGGACGCGAAAACGGAAACGGGCGAGGGCGAGGAAGAGGAGAUGACGACGGGGUCCGCGACGGAGUUGCACGAGGUCUUGAACGCAUGGUACACGGCCGGCCUCUACACGGGAAAGUACCUCACGGAGCAAGCAUCCUUGAAGAACGCAAAUUAGGAGCUUUCUUUCUUUAUUUCUUCCUCUUUUUUUUUUUGGGUUUAAUUUUUUUAUUUUUGGUUUUAGAAAUAUAAUAAAUUAUCCCCCCCUUUUCUAAACAAUCUUAGUGUUCCAUUUA
Molecule: messenger RNA, 616 nt
Organism: Tarenaya hassleriana
Lineage: Eukaryota; Viridiplantae; Streptophyta; Magnoliopsida; Brassicales; Cleomaceae
Exons: 3
Coding region: 1-498 (165 amino acids)
Source: RefSeq, a predicted model, not a curated record